Molecule: messenger RNA, 693 nt
Organism: Fusarium odoratissimum NRRL 54006
Lineage: Eukaryota; Fungi; Ascomycota; Sordariomycetes; Hypocreales; Nectriaceae
Exons: 2
Coding region: 1-693 (230 amino acids)
Source: RefSeq, a predicted model, not a curated record
AUGUCACCACGCACCAAGAGUUCAACUGAGACUCGCUCCAUUUUCAACCUGCACGCCAGAUCGUCUCCGAUGGAUCCAUUAUCUAUCGCGUCAGGCGCCGCCGGCCUAGCUAUCAGCUGCGCGACAAUAGUUAAGACGCUAUACACCUGGAUAGACGAUACUGUCGACGUCGACGAGAAUGUCUCCAACUUGUUUGAGGAGGUCUCGAUUCUGUCGCGAGUCCUAGACUCCGUCAGCAAUGCCUCAGGUCGGGUCCCGCAAGCUGUUGUGGCCGAGAUCGAUCCUGGUAAUGCCCUCUGGGGUAGUAUUAGUGCUACCCUGGAUGAUAUCAAGAACACAUUCAACAAGCUCAACCAGCUAAUGGCCGAGCUUGAGAAAACAAGCCUCUUUAGCCGAGGGUUCUUGCGCAAGCCAACCAAGCAAAUCAAGUUUAGCCUACGGUCCAAAGAUAUCACUAUAUAUAAGGACAAAAUCAAGUCAUACAACACGGCGAUGACAAGUGCUUUUCAGAUGAUCAAUGUCUGCCUCCUAAUUCACAGCAAUUCCUCUCAAGACUCUGUGUUCAAGGUCCUCUCUGGGCUUAAGUCCCAACUGAGACAUGUUGAGUUUGCUUUGCACACAAGUAGCUCCGCAAGCCCUGGCCCUUCCAGUGGACGUGAAGAGGACGAUCGCGCCACCCAAAAUCUCCGAUAG